Messenger RNA from Fusarium keratoplasticum, 402 nucleotides. RefSeq lists its product as uncharacterized. The transcript has a single exon. The coding region runs from base 94 to 402 and encodes 102 amino acids. NCBI's taxonomy places the organism in Eukaryota, Fungi, Ascomycota, Sordariomycetes, Hypocreales, Nectriaceae. The record is from RefSeq and is a predicted model, not a curated record.
UAUCGAUCAGUUGAGUUGCUCUUAUCUCAGACCACAUCGACACUUGAUCACACUACACUACACACACAGACCACAGUCACCACAUCAUUCAUCAUGAACUCCUCCGUCAAGACUCUUUGCCGCACCGCCGUUGCUGCCCCUCGGGCUCUCCGCCUCAGCGUCAACCAGGCCAGACGCCUUAGCACUACCACCCCCGACGCCGCCAACGGCCGUGAGGGUGCGGUCCACGACCCCAUCAUGGACAAGUUCUGGCGUGCGGAGACUGUCUCCCCCGCGGCCCCCACCGUGAAGGCCUCCGCUCCGGCUGCCAGCUCUCCUUCCACAUCGACCUUCACAUCUCGCGAGCCUCCUCUGGGUACAUCUGUUUUCGAGCCAGCCAUUGCCCCUCGCUGGUCUGAGUAA